AAAAAAAAAAAAAAGAAUUCGCCAAAACAGAACACAACAUAUUGCUUUCCUGUGAAAAAUAAAAAAUAUAUAUUGUUCUUCGGUAACUUAUUAAUCCUGAAUUAAUAGUGACAAUGGAUGUGAAAUCGGUUGUUGAAGGUGUUUCUACAGAUGGAGACUCCCCUGUUUACCAGGUUGAAAGCCUCUGCAUGCGGUGCGGUGAAAAUGGGAUAACCAGCUUUCUGUUAACUUUGAUUCCACAUUUUAGAAAGAUUUUGUUGUCAGCCUUUGAGUGUCCACAUUGUGGUGAGAGGAAUAAUGAGGUGCAGUUUGCCGGUGAGAUACAGCCCCGUGGUUCUUGCUAUCGGAUGGAAUACUCUUCGGGUGAUCAAAAGAUGCUCGAUCGACAAGUAGUGAAAUCAGAAACCGCAACAAUUAAGAUUCCGCAAUUGGAUUUUGAGAUUCCUCCAGAGUCGCAACGUGGAUCUUUAUCAACGGUGGAGGGAAUCCUGGUCCGGGCUGUGGAGGCAUUACAGGCACUUCAAGAAGAAAGAAAGAAAGUUGAUCCUCAGACAGCUCAGGCUAUAGACGAGUUCAUACCAAAACUGCAAGCAUGUGCAACUGGAAAUUCCUCUUUUACUUUUAUACUAGAUGAUCCUGCUGGCAACAGCUUUAUAGAGAACCCGUAUGCUCCGUCCCCAGAUCCAUCACUAACUAUUGACUUCUAUGAGCGAACUCUUGAGCAACAAGCCUCACUCGGAUAUCUUGUUGACCAAUCACAAAGAGAACAUGGAAAUGAUGCAUCAUUCAACAAUCAAGCAUCUGAACCUCAUGGAUCUGUUGGAGCUGUCGCUGCCCGACGUGCUAUUGCUCAGGGUAGCAGUACAGAGUUUACUGAAGCACUGUUUCGCUAUAGUGCACCUGAAGAGGUGAUGACUUUUCCAUCAACAUGUGGUGCUUGUGCUGUUAGGUGUGAGACUCGGAUGUUUGUGACCAAUAUCCCGUACUUCCAAGAAGUCAUUGUGAUGGCAUCUUCUUGUGAUGCUUGUGGGUAUAGAAAUUCUGAGUUAAAAGCAGGUGGUGCCAUAUCUGCAAAAGGAAAGAAAGUGACACUUUUGGUCAAAAAUGUUGAAGAUUUAAGCCGUGAUGUGAUAAAGUCGGACACUGCUAGUGUAAAAAUCCCAGAUAUUGAUUUGGAGCUCGCAGGUGGCACAUUGGGCGGUCAAGUAACAACUGUGGAGGGUUUGAUCACCAAAAUAAGCGAAAGUCUCGAGAGAGUGCAUGGGUUCACUUUAGGAGAUAGUCUAGAUGAGGAUAGAAGAAGCAGAUGGCUGGACUUCAGAGUCAGACUCACAAAGCUUCUGAGUAUUGAAGAGCCUUGGACACUGAUUUUAGAUGAUGCUCUAGCAAACUCUUUUAUUGCACCAGCGACUGAUGAUAUUAAAGAUGACAAUCAGUUAACUUUUGAGGAGUAUGAGAGAUCAUGGGAACAAAAUGAGGAGCUGGGUUUAAACGAUAUGGAUACCUCAUCAGCGGAUGCUGCGUAUGGUUCGACAAAUGCUUCAUAAAAGCAUGCAAUAGGUGGGCGAGAUGUGUUGAUUCUUGAUUGUUUAAAUAUUGUAUCAUGUGUUACUCACAUCUUAAAUAUAUGCUCCUACAAGUAGUGCUUACCAGCUCUGUCAGCUGUAUCAUGUGUUGCUGACAUGUUGUCUUUCUUAAAUAUAUGCUACUGUAAAUAAUGCUUAGCUUUGUCUUGAGUUGUUGCCUUUGAUUUUUAAACAUCACUCUGAAGGCCUGAAUACAAGGAACGCAUUAAAAUA
Molecule: messenger RNA, 1799 nt
Organism: Erigeron canadensis
Lineage: Eukaryota; Viridiplantae; Streptophyta; Magnoliopsida; Asterales; Asteraceae
Product: zinc finger protein ZPR1 homolog
Exons: 16
Coding region: 114-1547 (477 amino acids)
Cellular component (GO): cytoplasm; nucleus
Molecular function (GO): zinc ion binding
Source: RefSeq, a predicted model, not a curated record